CCAAUCUAAGGGUUGCGGCCACGCGAGGUUUCCAACUAAUCAACGUGACUGCCGCUACGGGCACCAACUGAUGAGAGCCACUUGUCAACACCGGAAAUGAUGAAGAUCCCAGUUCUGGGACUGGGCACUUGGAAGGCAGGUCCAGGAGAGGUGACUGAGACAGUGAAGAUGGCCAUCGACAUGGGGUACAAGCACAUUGACUGUGCCUCCCUAUACCACAAUGAGAGUGAGGUUGGAGCAGCCGUGUAUUCCAAGAUCGUAGAUGGCAUCGUGAACCGAGAAGAUAUCUUCAUUGUCAGCAAGCUGUGGUGUACCUGCCACAAGAAGUCCUUGGUGAAAACAGCAUGUAUCAAGACUCUGAGGACCCUCAAUCUGGAAUAUGUGGACCUUUACCUCAUGCACUGGCCUAUGGGAUUCCAGCAUGGAAAGAAAGAGUUGCCUUUGGAUCACUAUGGCAGGGUUAUACCCAGUGAGACUGACUACCUGGACACAUGGGAGGCAAUGGAAGAGCUGGUGAAUGCAGGACUGGUGAAGGCUAUUGGAGUGUGCAACUUUAACCAUGAACAACUUGAUAGACUUUUAAGAAAGCCUGGUUUGAGGCUCAAGCCACUGACUAACCAGAUUGAGUGCCACCCAUAUCUUGCCCAGGAGAAUCUGAUUAAGUUUUGCCAAGACAGAGAUGUGUCUGUGACUGCCUACUAUCCUUUUGGUGGCUCAUGGAAGGGGGUUGACUUAGCGGAUGACCCUGUGCUUCAGAAAAUUGCACAGAAACAUGGAAAGACUCGUGCUCAGAUUUUGCUCAGAUUUCAGAUCCAGAGGAAUGUAAUAGUGAUUCCCAUAGCUGUCAAUCCACAGCAAAUUCAAGAAUAUAUGCAAGUGUUUGAUUUUGAGUUAACAGCAGAAGAUAUGAAUGAGAUCCUUAAUCUAGACAAAAAUCUCCGACUGGUCACAUUUCCCACAACUGAAAGUCACAAAGACUACCCUUUCCACGCAGAGUACUAAGGAUAGCUUCCUUCUUCCUCAGUUUUGCCCCACCAAGACAAGUGGAUGUCAUCAGCACCAUCGCGAAAGAGGAUAGGGGAGAUCAAUGUGCAGAUUUUAAGAAAAUGUUGCCUUAUGGAAAUUUUUAAACAGUGUAUAAGUGUUGAGAAUAUAUUGUAAUGAAUAUCUAGCUCAUUACUCAA
This is a messenger RNA of Ochotona princeps (American pika), 1184 nucleotides long. It is a transcript of the gene AKR1E2, whose product is annotated as aldo-keto reductase family 1 member E2. The transcript is spliced from 10 exons. Bases 97 to 1002 code for a protein of 301 amino acids. Lineage: Eukaryota; Metazoa; Chordata; Mammalia; Lagomorpha; Ochotonidae. The record is from RefSeq and is a predicted model, not a curated record. Gene Ontology annotation, molecular function: aldose reductase (NADPH) activity. Gene Ontology annotation, cellular component: cytosol.